Messenger RNA from Neurospora crassa OR74A, 2336 nucleotides. RefSeq names its product CaaX prenyl proteinase Rce1. The transcript is spliced from 3 exons. Gene Ontology annotation, molecular function: metalloendopeptidase activity. NCBI's taxonomy places the organism in Eukaryota, Fungi, Ascomycota, Sordariomycetes, Sordariales, Sordariaceae. Bases 1196 to 2140 code for a protein of 314 amino acids. Gene Ontology annotation, biological process: CAAX-box protein processing. Gene Ontology annotation, cellular component: endoplasmic reticulum membrane. The record is from RefSeq and is a predicted model, not a curated record.
AUUGUUUUUUUUGCGGAGGUAAUGUGCGUGAGUCAAUGUAUACCUCACCUAUGUACAUCUCACCGGAAAGACAUACAUUGGAGAUGUGCUCGGUACAUUCGGAAUGCUACCAGUAUACCGGUAGACCGGUACCAAUAUCAGCGGCCGAUAUACACUGGACCCCGAAUCCACUGAUCGGUCGGAUGAAAGACGACGGAUGGAAUGUGAAGCCAUGCGGCGGAUGGAGGCUCAAACCUUCUUCUGCCCUGACGGCUACGGCCCGAACGUAGGGCACUUGAAAGAAGAAUCGCAAUGCCCAAACAACAAUGCUAAAGUCAGACGCAAUGCCGGUGGGGCAAACCUUAACCUCGCUACAACUACCUACUUACAUUCCAGUCCCCUUCUCCUCCACCAGUGCACAACGCAACAGGAAACCAAAAAGGAGACGGGUCCCGUAGCCUUCGUCUGGGACUCGUGAACAUAUCUUCAGCCCAAGGCCCACGGAGAUCGGCAUUGACACCUCACUACUGCAGGAACAACAGAUCUGUCCAGUUGCCUCUUCACCACUCCCGACUACUGUUUCAACAAAUUCUCAAACGCGGCUACUGUAGCGGACUGAACGUCAAAGCCCGACCCGAAUUCUUGACAGCGGCUCCCGACAGGCGCGCGAAAGGCGACCGACAUCUCGGCAUCUAAAACGAGCUGUGCAUAUACCUCACAGCACCUCCUCCAUUCAUCUUCUCGAACUCGAAACCUGCCUGCUGCCGCGCCUGUUGUACACCACCUUCGGCCUUGCUUUCCGGCGGCUAACGCUCCCGAACUAUUUGGAGAAAAAACAAAUAAAUAAAUAAGCAUCUCGACAUUCUCGGCAUUCAACAGCCGCCUCGGCGCGCGUAAUCUGUAACAGCGCUUAAGCAAAGACGGGGAUCGAGGAUCGACGCCAGUACCACCAUAUCACCACCACGUUGGAACUGAAACCUCCGUUGUUGUCGACUCUUUCCUAUUCGGCUUCCUUCAGAUCUACUGGGUAACUGAAUUGUGACGCAUCGAAUCGAAUCGAGCACCCUCUGCUUUUGCGGGCUGACCCGAACGUUACCACUCUGGUUGAGUCUAUUCUUGGGCUGUUCUGAAUCACCUAUUCACGUCAGACCUUUUUUGUGUUUGAAGUCACAUCAGCCUGGAAGUCCUCAAAUAAACAAGCGUUGAGAAAAAAAGGAUGGUGGCCUUCUCAGAAUUGUUUCACAGGCUUAACCCCUGGUCAAAAAAUAGCAACCCAAUCUCCACCACCACCGCCUCCCUCCUCCUCGUAUUCUACGCCCUCUCCUACUUCCUCCCUUUCUACCUCUCCCCGCUCACCCGCCCUUCGCCGACUCUCUCUCGAGACAACCCCUCCGUGAUCCGGGCCCGUAUCCGCUCCGUCUGCAUCUCUUGCUUCUGCUGUUGCCUGUCCACCUUUUUCAUUCUGCUAUACGUGGCCGAUCUCUCCCUGCCGGAUGCCCUUCACUAUUUGGGAUUGUGGCCUUUAGGCCUCAUCGAGUCUGCUAGGGCCCUGGGCCUGACGGCCUUGUUGUUCGCUGGCCCGCUGUUCUUGUAUCUGGUGGUUGAUGAUGGCUGGAAGGACUGGGUUAAGGGAUAUCCGGUGAAGGAGCUGUGGGGGGACAUGCUGACUUGGAGGAAUAUUGUUGCUGGUCCCCUCACAAAAAAACUCCUCUUCCGCACCUCCUCCGUCCCCCUCUUUUUGCUAUCUCCCCUCCCCGUCUCCCGCAUCAUCUUCUACUCGCCCGUCAUCUUCGGUCUGGCGCACGUGCACCACUUCUACGAGUUCCGGCUUCAAAACCCGCGCGUUCCCGUGUUCGCCGCGCUUCUAAGGUCCGUGUUCCAAUUCAGCUUCACCACCUUGUUUGGGGCGUACGCGACCUUUGUCUUCAUCCGCACCGGUAGUCUGUUGGCCGCGUUCGCGGUGCAUGCCUUCUGCAACGGCAUGGGAUUGCCCAAGGUUUGGGGGCGGGUGGAAAGGUUGGAUGGAAGGGGCAGUGGGCUGGCGUGGACGGUGGGGUAUUAUACCCUGUUGGUGGGAGGGGCAGUUGGGUUUUGGAAGGAGUUGUGGGCGUUGACGGAGGGGGGGAAUGGGUUAGUGCCUAGGAGCGCAUUUGGAAGGUGAUGAUGAUGAGGCUAUUUGAGGUGUUGAUACUUAGGACUAUUUGGCCUCUAGACAGACGUCUUUGGUCGGGUUUUGCUUGUUGGCAAUACCGCUGAAAGUUUGUGGUGUCGUUCUCUAGCCGACCAUGUGUAGUGCAAGAUCAAGGGCAGCCAUCUAGCCUACGUGGCCAAAUGAAAACUAUAAAAAUAGUGAACUA